Haliotis rufescens (red abalone) is the source of this 5513-nucleotide messenger RNA. RefSeq lists its product as uncharacterized. The record is from RefSeq and is a predicted model, not a curated record. Lineage: Eukaryota; Metazoa; Mollusca; Gastropoda; Lepetellida; Haliotidae. The coding region runs from base 1442 to 3361 and encodes 639 amino acids. Gene Ontology annotation, biological process: DNA integration; DNA recombination. The transcript has 2 exons. Gene Ontology annotation, molecular function: DNA binding.
CAGUUGCUAAUAUUAUUACAGCGAAAUAUUGCAUGGUGCCAUCGUCUCUGGCCUAGAUCCGCUCUUGGCAUGUCCGGUAAAGGAGCGUUUGUUUAUAUUUUCUAUGACCUGUUGUAGCGUGACAUCAGCUCACGCAGCACUUGCUCUCCAGUUUUCAGCCGUACAACACAUAGUUAUAUUCGCGCAUUCAUCUAUAGUUCGUUGCAUAGUUCGUUGCAAUUACCAUUAAGAAUGCCACCAAAAAGACGGGCCGCCUUAAAUCACCGCCUCGUAAGGAGCGGGAAAAUAGCCAGGAGGGAACCAAGUGUCCGGCAAGCGACAUCGGCUACUGGUAAGUCACGGAGAUCAGCUAGAUCUCCAUUGCACGGACCCCCCUUGCCAAGUGUACAAAUAGCUGCUAACUUGCUAGUUGAAGCAGAUGAUUCGGACAAUCCAAACGUUCUCCCGCGAUUCGAUCACGGAGACAUCGAAGAGCCCCAACAAGUGGGGUCGCCCGUUCCGUCGAUGCUAGCUAUAUCGAGCCAACUCAACAGCAUACUGGAUAUGCUAGGCAAACGGAUGGCCCAAGAUACUUCUCGGAGCUUUACUGGCAUGCGAGGGGUAAGUACCAAUGAUCUUGGGGUAACGGGGUCGGUGGUGUCAAGAAAUCCCGAUGUGUUGUCAUUUAGCAGUGCACACUCGGGCGAGCCGGGAGUUUCCCGUGACGUCACACCACGUGCAGAGUCAGGAGCGGGGUCAACCAAUCAGGGAACAGGGGAUUCCCUGACCUUCCAGGCGGAUGCUAUCAGCGCUCACGUCCGUCAAGUUGUACGGGAGAGAGUAUGGAGAGGGGAGUUUGUGGAGUUGACUACAUUGUUGCCAGGCGCACAGUCGCAUGACGAUGACGAUGCAUUUAAGAUGCAGAUGGAUUCGUCGGGUAAUCUGCGAUUCUCGCCGGCCAAGCCGGCUAACGCCAGGGCAUUAAGCAUAGGCCAAUGGACGUCAGCUUUCCACAUAUAUAUGAGCAUUUACGUGGUGAAACAUUUUUGUCAGUCCACCAUACAGGGCAUGUUGGCAUACAUGGAAACAAUCCGUAAUGCCGCAGUCCGCUCCGGGGGUUUUGGCUGGUCAAACUACGACCAGCAAUUCCGACACCGUAUGGCACGAGACCCAAUUCGGGAGUGGGGCAAGAUAGACGGUGAAUUGUGGUUGAAGCACAUGACACCGACUAUGUCCCGUGUUCAAGAAAAUAAGACUGAACGCUUUACAGUGCCUUUCAGCAGGGGUCGUGACUUUACAGUCAACGCAUGCUGGGACUACAACAGGUCAAGGUGCGCCAGGCCAGAAUGCAAGUUUAUUCAUAAAUGCUCCAAUUGUGGCGAACAACAUCCCGCCUAUUCUUGCUUUCGCGCAAAGGGGGGUCGUAGACCCUCCAAACAACUUAACUCCACACAGGCAACCCAUGCUAAAGGCUAUGGCCCCAACUCCACUCAUACUCACUAGAUUAAAGCGACAUUUGCAACUGUACAAGCAUUCUAACCAUGCCCAUGCCAUUUAUUUAUUACAAGGUUUGGAAUCAGGUUUUCAACUGGAAUAUAGUGGGGCACGCCUAAGUCGUUGGUCUGAGAAUCUACGCUCAGCCAGGGAUCCCAUUUUACAAGAGAUAGUAGCUGCCAAAUUGAAAAAGGAAGUAAAAUUAGGUAGGGUGGCAGGUCCUUUUGAAACGCCGCCCCUGCUGAACCUACAAGUUUCACCCAUCGGUCUCGUACCCAAAAAGCAAACGGGUAAGAGUCAAACCUUGCUGGGGACAGACGAUUUUCGUUUAAUACACCACCUUUCUUAUCCUCAAGGCAGAUCAAUCAACGACAGCAUAGACAGCGAAGCAUGCUCCGUGUCAUAUGCACGGUUCGACGAGGCUGUCAGUAUGGUACAGCAACUUGGUCCAAAUGCUCUACUUGCAAAAUUUGAUGUGAAAUCGGCUUUCAGGAUUAUGCCGGUACACCCUCAGGACUUUGAGUUGCUAGGCUUGUGCUUUCAAGGUAAAUACUACUUUGAUAAAUGUUUGCCGUUUGGCUGUUCCAUAUCAUGCUCAGUGUUUGAAAAAAUCAGCACCUUUUUGCAAUGGUGUGUCCAGCAAAAGUUGCCUAACGGCCAACUCAUGCAUUACCUUGAUGAUUUUCUCACAGGCGGAACUGCAGGGACGAAAGACUGUGGUGACAACCUUGAUACAUGUCUCAGUACUUUCCAGGAGCUGGGCGUACCCGUAGCACAUGAGAAGACAGUAGGUCCUGCAUCCUGCUUAACAUUCCUAGGUCUUGAAAUCGACACAGUCAGGAUGCAGGUUAGAAUACCACAGGAAAAGAUCGUAAAUAUAAACGCAAUCAUACACGAUAUGCUGGCCUCAGUGGGAACGAUUCCGCAAUGCAGCUCCAUCAGCCAAUCUGCAUCCCACACCACUUCCAGACAAUCUCUGGCAGGGCUAACAAUCGAGGCAGAGAGGCUCCUUCAGCGAUCAUUGGCGGCAAACACGUGGGCAACUUACCAGGCAGGAACCCAAGCGUUGCAAGCAUUCAGGGCAUCACAAAACCUGGGAGAUGUCUGGCCGGUUCCAAUAACUCAUCUGGUACAUUUCAUUGCUCACCUGUCAGUGUCAGGACAUGCACCGAGUACGGUAAGAACGUAUAUGGCCGGUAUCUCAACGUACCAUAGGCUACACAGCAUGGAAGACCGCACCGGCCACUUUGUUAUUACUAAAAUGAUUAUGGGGAUGCAAAAGUGUCAGGGGAGGCAGGAUCACAGAAAACCAAUAACAAUAGACCUGCUCAAAGUAAUUGUAAACAACCUGCAAUUUGUCUGCUCUUCUACCUAUGAAGUAAGAUUGUUCAAAGCAGUAUAUUGCUUGGCCUUCUUUGGUUUCUUUCGGGUGAGUGAACUCGUGCAAACCAAACUUUCGCAGCCAGGGUGCGCUUUCUUGGACCUAGAAGUCCAAGACACGACUAAGACAGUAACAGUCGCUCUAAGGCAUUCAAAAACGGACAGGCACUCACAUGGCAUAGUUGUUUCCAUUUCCGCCAUACCUGGCCACAAUCUGUGUCCAGUGGCUGCAGUUAAAGCAUACCUAACAGUUCGAUCACAGGGUCAGACUCAAGCUUUCGUACACUUUGAUAAAUCUCCCCUGACCAGGUAUCAAUUUCAGGCCGUGUUAAAAAGAGCACUGGCGCAUAGCGGCAUCUGCACAGCAGCAUACUCUUCGCAUUCCUUCAGGAUUGGCGCAGCAACGACAGCAGCCGGUAACGGAGUGAGUUCAGAUUUGAUACAGCACUUUGGUAGGUGGGGGUCAGAAUGUUAUAAAAGCUAUAUACGCAUACCUGCAAACAUUUAAAUCGCCAACCAUGCAAGAACAGUUUUCUUCCUAUUGAUUCAUGUUUUCAGUAUGGUUGAUUGGGUCCAGCUUCCUGACCCGGGCGAGAGAGCACCUACAGGACAGUGACUUCGGUAUUCCAGGGGGAUGUCUCUGGUUGGCAAGGGGCGGCAUGAGGUGGGAGGAGCUGACCGUGCUGAUAGAUGCCCAGGUCAAAGCAAUGCAGACACCACCAAAGGCGGUGGUGAUUCACCUUGGUUCGAACGACCUGGGUAAGGUAACCACGUGUCAGCUAUAUCAUGAGAUCAAGCUGGCACUCCUGAGGAUACACCUCCUCCUACCUGGUGCUGUCAUUCUGUGGUCAGACAUGCUGCCACGGAGGUACUGGCAUGUAGCCAGCCGUGCCCGGGACCUGGACGGGGCCAGGCAGAAGCUGAACAGACGAGUGGGGAACAGGGCCCGUGAGCUUGGGGGGAUACGGGUUCCCCACACAGUGUUCAACCGGCAGGAGCAGCAACUGUACCUGCGUGACGGGGUUCAUUUGUCACCGGCCGGACUUGAUCUUUUCACACAAAACAUUGGCAGCUCCCUUUCCGCAGUAUGCUUGUAGGAAACAAUUUCAGUAUAGGAUAACAUGGUGGGUGUACAUGAGCGCGAAUGGUCGUGGUUGUGGGGAAGCACCUUGGUGCUUGUGGCGGGGUGCUGGUGGACUGCAUUACAAGUUACAUUUGGCGUCUUGGGAUACAUCCCAAAUUAUAAAUUAUUUAGGAUAGGGUUACCCGCUUUACAGCAGGAACCAAUUUAUCCAUUCUGCUUUACAGCAGAUGGCUUAGUGUCCGCUUUACAGCGGAUGGUCAGCUUGGCAACAAUAGUUGCCCUCGCUCAUGGUUUGGCAAUGGUACUUGCCUGGCAGCGAUAGCUGCAUAGCAACAUGGGUUGCUUGGCAACGGUAGUUGCAGGGCAGCGGGCGCUGCAUUGGUAAGCAACAUGGGUUGCUUGGCAACGGUAGUUGCAGGGCAGCAGGCGCUGCAUUGGUAAGCAACAUGGGUUGCUUGGCAACGGUAGUUGCGGGGCAGCGGAUGCUGCAUCGGUAAGCAACAUGGGUUGCUUGGCAACUGUUGUUGCAGGGCAGCGGUUGCUGCAGUUGGGGUUGCUUAACAGGGGUUAAGCUCAUUGCCGUAGUCCACCAGUACCUCCACAUCCGCGACCAUUUCAUCCAAUUAUGUCUCUUGUCUUAAUUUAAAGCUCCGCUAUCAUGCAUGAUGGCGGAGCCUGUCAUAAUGGAGCCAUGUCCUUAUAUAAUAGCAUUUAGUGAUUAGAACUAAAUGCCUUUAUGUUAGGCUUGGCACAGUUGCUAAUAUUAUUACAGCGAAAUACCUUCAUUCCGUGCGGCUACGUGCCGUUUUGCAUGGUGCCAUCGUCUCUGGCCUAGAUCCGCUCUUGGCACGUCCGGUAAAGGAGCGUUUGUUUAUAUUUUCUAUGACCUGUUGUAGCGUGACACCAGCUCACGCAGCACUUGCUCUCCAGCUUUCAGCCGUACAACACAUAGUUAUAUUCGCGCAUUCAUCUAUAGUUCGUUGCACCCACCCACGCACCCUGUUAUCCUUAAUUCCAAGUUAUUCAAGCUUUGCAGUUGUCAAUUGGUGGAAUUUUACUGGAGCAUAAUGUUUGUAUAUAAUGAUGUUGUCAUGAAUAAAAUGUUGCGGAUGGGCGGGGUGCUGGUGGACUGCAUUACAAGUUACAUUUGGCGUCUUGGGAUACAUCCCAAAUUAUAAAUUAUUUAGGAUAGGGUUACCCGCUUUACAGCAGGAACCAAUUUAUCCAUUCUGCUUUACAGCAGAUGGCUUAGUGUCCGCUUUACAGCGGAUGGUCAGCUUGGCAACAAUAGUUGCCCUCGCUCAUGGUUUGGCAAUGGUACUUGGCGAUAGCUGCAUAGCAACAUGGGUUGCUUGGCAACGGUAGUUGCAGGGCAGCGGGCGCUGCAUUGGUAAGCAACAUGGGUUGCUUGGCAACGGUAGUUGCAGGGCAGCAGGCGCUGCAUCGGUAAGCAACAUGGGUUGCUUGGCAACUGUUGUUGCAGGGCAGCGGUUGCUGCAGUUGGGGUUGCUUAACAGGGGUUAAGCUCAUUGCCGUAGUCCACCAGUACCUCCACAUCCGCGACCAUUUCAUCCAA